CACUUAGCAUUAAUUCACACUAACGAUGUUCCUCACCGGAUUUUUUGGGUGGGUGGGUUUGUUGUACUGCAGCAUUCUGCUCACCCAGAAGAAGUUUAUCUAUCACUACAAGAACGUGCGCUGGGCUCGUGGGAGGCAUGAGACUUACCUCUGCUUCGUGGUGAAGAGGCGAAUCGGACCAAACUCGCUGUCCUUCGACUUCGGGCACCUGCGCAACCGCUCCGGCUGCCACGUGGAGCUCCUCUUCCUGCGCUACCUGGGGGCACUGUGCCCGGGCCUGGGGGGUCUGGGUGUGGACGGAGUGAAGGUGGGCUACGCUGUGACCUGGUUCUGCUCAUGGUCGCCCUGCUCUAACUGCGCCCAGCGAAUCGCCCACAUCCUGUCCCAGACGCCCAGCCUGCGACUCCGCAUCUUCGUCUCCCGCCUGUACUUCUGCGACAACGAGGACAGCCUGGAGCGGGAGGGGCUGCGGCACCUGCUGAGGGCAGGGGUGCAGAUUACAGUCAUGACGUAUAAAGAUUUUUUCUACUGUUGGCAGACGUUUGUGGCUCGCAGGGAGAGUCGCUUUAAAGCCUGGGACGGUCUUCACCAAAACUCUGUCAGACUGUCCCGCAAACUCAAACGCAUCCUCCAGCCCUGUCAGACUGAAGAUCUGAGGGACGUCUUCGCUCUGCUGGGUCUCUGAGGGAAAAGGAGAGAUCUUGGAAAAAGCAUUAGUUACUAGUUGCUGAUAAUGGUGCUGUUAAUCUGAAUUCCUGAGACUUGAAGUUUUUUAUACGUUUUUUUAUUUUUAAUAUAGCAUUACUGUUUGUAUUAACAUGUAUACAAUACAAAACUACAAUAAAUCAUCAUGUACUGUGUGGCCUCUUCUGAUGAA
Molecule: messenger RNA, 877 nt
Organism: Astyanax mexicanus (Mexican tetra)
Lineage: Eukaryota; Metazoa; Chordata; Actinopteri; Characiformes; Acestrorhamphidae
Gene: aicda
Product: activation-induced cytidine deaminase
Exons: 4
Coding region: 26-685 (219 amino acids)
Biological process (GO): cytidine to uridine editing
Cellular component (GO): cytoplasm; nucleus
Molecular function (GO): cytidine deaminase activity; zinc ion binding; RNA binding
Source: RefSeq, a predicted model, not a curated record